UUUGGACUCCAGUAAAACAGAAAAUUGCAUAAUUUGAUUUGGGCAGCUUCCUUUGGAGUGACGCACAUGACAGUCGUGUGAUCGCUUUUCACAAAAGUGCACAUUAGAGCAAUCUCUCUCCCCCUAAAACCGCGCAGAACCCAGGAGGAUUGUAAUCGGAACAGAAUCAACAUGCAGGUGAAAACCUGUGUCCUCAUGUACGCUCUCCUCUUGGCAGCAUCCGUUCCUUCCACCGCUGGACCGCUCCACGCGCAGUGCAAAGUGGAAUGGUAUUUUGGGGUCCCCUGCGGGGUGGUCUGUUCGGCCCUGGUGAGUCAGAUCAAGAAGUGGGCGACCAUUUCCAGCUGUGCCAUGGGAGGGGAGAAGUGUCUCUACACCCUGCAGUCGGCUAAUGUGCACUUCAUAGCUGCUAAGCACAUGGUUCCAUUGAGGAAGAAAGUGGAUGACAUCAGCUUCCGCCUGGUCCCCUACAAGCUGUUCACCCACUGCCGUGUGGUGGCCAUGUCUGUCUCUGAAACCUGGUAUGCCGUCCAUGACCAUGGUACCAACUACUGCAACCUCUACAACCUCAUAGACGGCAGCGGGCUUACGGAGGCCCCUGGAUACACAGAGAUUACCAGCGACUUCGUCUGCACCCAGAGGUCAUCUGCCAACUGCACAGUGUACUGAGAGCGAUGACAUCAUCUGCACAGUGUACUGAGAGUGAUGACAUCAUCUGCACAGUGUACUGAGAGCGAUGACAUCAUCUGCACAGUGUACUGAGAGCGAUGACAUCAUCUGCACAGUGUACUGAGAGCGAUGACAUCAUCUGCAUGCUAUACGCGCACUGAAAGUGCCCCAUGUAUUUUACUGGCAUUGAGACUGCUAAACGCAUUAUACUGCCUCUGUGAGUGUGACAUAUUUUCUUUUGCCGCUGGACUAUGUUAUACAUGCACUGAGGCUUCCAAAUAGGCCUAUGUUAUACUGGAACUGUGACUAAAAAUAUGUCAUACUGGCACUGUGACUGCAAAAUAUGUUAUUGUUGCACUGACUGUUAAAUAUGUUGCAUUAAGACUGAGACUAUACUGCCAGUGAGGCUGCUGCAUAAUUAUUUUAGUGGGGCCCUGACAUUACUCCAUGGUUUACUUCCAGUGAGACUGAAAACCAUGUUAUUCUGGUUUUUAUACUGAUUCUGCAGUUGCAGGGGUGCGACAACCAACAGCUGUGUGUGUGUGAGCUGUGUGUGUGAGUGUGUGUGAGUGUGUGUG
Molecule: messenger RNA, 1247 nt
Organism: Conger conger (European conger)
Lineage: Eukaryota; Metazoa; Chordata; Actinopteri; Anguilliformes; Congridae
Exons: 5
Coding region: 172-669 (165 amino acids)
Source: RefSeq, a predicted model, not a curated record